Molecule: messenger RNA, 1995 nt
Organism: Ostertagia ostertagi
Lineage: Eukaryota; Metazoa; Nematoda; Chromadorea; Rhabditida; Trichostrongylidae
Source: the annotation of a GenBank genome assembly
AUGCAAAAUCCGACACGGAUGCGACUGUUCGAAAAGUUUCACUGGAAAAAGAUCACCAUACUUCAGUCGGUUGAAGAGGUUUUCACAUCGACCGCCAAAGAUCUCGAGGAACUGGGACGUCGUAAAGGCAUUCGUGUUGAACGUCAAAGUUUCUAUGGUGAUCCAACCGACGCCAUGAAGACACUACGUCGGCAAGAUGCCCGGGUUAUCGUCGGUCUGUUCUAUGUGACGGAAGCGAGGAAAGUCCUCUGCCAGGCAUAUCAUCACAAAUUGUAUGGUCGCAAGUAUACAUGGUUUUUCAUUGGAUGGUAUGCUGACACCUGGUACAUUCCACCACCUGAAGAGCAUUUGAACUGCACCGCUGAGCAGAUGGUUGAAGCGGCACAGUAUCACUUUACCACGGAGAGCGUGAUGUUGUCUCGAGAUGAGAACGCUACAAUAUCCGGUAUGACCGGACGAGAGUUUCAAGCACGUCUCACGGCUAUGCUGUCACCAGAUUCUGAUCCAGCGAAUACCGGAGGAUUUCCAGAGGCUCCACUUGCCUACGAUGCUGUAUGGGCGUUGGCGUUAGCGUUCAACUGUACGCGGAAUCGGCUACCACCAGGUGUUCGAUUGGAGCAGUUUAGCUAUGAUAACCAGGAAAUGGCCGAUAUCCUUUUCGAAUGUGUCAAGAACACCUUGUUCAAAGGAGUUUCGGGACGAGUGAUGUUUUCCGAUUCUGGUGAUCGAAUAGCUCGCACUCAAAUCGAACAAAUGCAAAACGGUAAAUAUGUUGUGAUGGGUUUUUAUGAUACGACAACACAAGAACUGGAAUGGUAUAACAAAGAGCAAUGGUACUCGAGCAAGGGUCCACCUCCAGAUUCGACGAUCAUUCGCGAGUCGAUCCUUACUGUUGCCAGCGAGCUCUAUUAUGCUGUUGCUGUUUUUGCGUUCAUCGGACUGGCGUUGGCAUUAGGGGCCUUCAUUUUCAACAAUAAAUAUGCUUUUCGUGGGAUUAUUGUUCAAUCACAACCACAAUGUAAUAACAUUCUGAUCACCGGUUGUUCGCUAUGCAUCGCUUCAUUAUUUCUCAUGGGCUUGCCCUCCGAGGGUAUUUCAUUGCCUCAAUCGGCAUUCUCCAUACUUUGCCAUUCUCGAAUUUCCAUCCUGAUGAUUGGCUUCACUUUUGCGUACGGGUCGAUGUUUGCGAAAGUAUGGAUAGUGCAUCGAAUGAGUGCCAGUGAAAAUCAACAACUUGCUAGCCGGCAAAAAGACGAGUACAAACCAUUACUGAACACCCAUGAGGACAAGGAGGAUGGCUCGCCAUGGGAAAGCAUACGAAUGCUGAUCGCAUCCGUUGUCGGACGUCAGGCGUAUGUGGCUGCAGCACUACGCAAAGUGUCCAAUAAUGCUUAUGGUACACUUGCCGUCACGAGACGGAUCAACACUCUCAAUCAGCCUAUUCCUUCGGGACGAUUUUAUACGGUCAUCGCAGCAUUUUUCGUCAUAGACCUAGUUAUUAUAGUGUGCUGGAUCGUAUUCGAUCCCUUACAACGAAUUGAGCAACGAUUUCCAUUACUGGAGCCUCCGGCAGAUAGCGAUGAUGACGUCAUGUUACUGCCGAUUUUGGAGUUGUGCCAAAGUUCUCAGCAGGAAGUUUGGAUAGGUCUAGUGCUCGGGUAUAAGUGUUUAUUACUAGUGUUUGGUUUGUUUCUCGCUUAUGAGUCCAGAAACCUCAAGCUGCGUUACGUGAACGACUCACGGCUUGUUGGUCUCGCCAUUUACAAUGUAGCGAUACUUUCGUUAGUCACAGGACCUGUCACGACGCUUCUGAUCCGGAGUCAAGCCAACUCCAAUUUUGCAUUUGUAGCCGUUACUGGUGAGCAAGAAUUCUUCCAAUCAAAACUAGUUCAUCCAAACGGCAACACUGUGGUACGCGGCCUUUCAAAAUCCGAUCAGAAACGGUACGAACAUCUUCGCCAUGAAAACGAAGUGCUCCAAAAGCAGAUUGAAGAG